This is a messenger RNA of Acaromyces ingoldii, 2408 nucleotides long. RefSeq names its product MFS general substrate transporter. Bases 221 to 2242 code for a protein of 673 amino acids. Gene Ontology annotation, cellular component: plasma membrane. The transcript has 2 exons. Gene Ontology annotation, biological process: transmembrane transport; carboxylic acid transport. Gene Ontology annotation, molecular function: carboxylic acid transmembrane transporter activity. The record is from RefSeq and is a predicted model, not a curated record. Lineage: Eukaryota; Fungi; Basidiomycota; Exobasidiomycetes; Exobasidiales; Cryptobasidiaceae.
CUCAAGGUGUACUCGGGAAAGAAGAAGAAAAAAAAAACUUGAUCAAUCCGAGUUUGAUUUGCUUCGUCGGUCAACUUUCCGAACGCCGGCUUAGAAGAGCGGGGGGCUGAAGCCGUGGUGAGGUCCUGUAAUUGAGCAAUGUGAAAUCUAGUGGCCUCCCCCUCUUCCCUUCUUGACCGACGACCACCCCCUUGCUACCGUCGAUCCGGCCAUAGCAAAGAUGGCCGACUACAUCGAGACGCAUCCCGAUGAUACAACUACGGCUUCCAACUCCUCUUCGCAACAGCAACGGCAGUUGCAGUACUCUCCCGAUGAGAAGAGCGCAGAAGUCAGACAUCAGGGUGAUGGUGGUCUCGACACGAGGGCGGCUGCUCACCUCGACACCAUCCUCUUUCCCCCUGACAUCUACACCAAGGACAAGGUCUACUGGGCGGAUCUUCCUCUGAAGCAAAAAACGCGAUGGGUCAACGAGCAGAGCAAUGCCGAGGCGAGGCGAGAGCUCGGCGUGAUUGGCGCCAUGUUCAAGAAGGAUCCUCUCAGCCCCAUCUCAGCCUACUUUCGCAACUACGUCGUCACCGGUCUCGGUCUCUUUGUCGAAGGCUAUGUCCUCUUCUCCGUUGGCAACCUCACACCGCUCUUUCGGGCAAUCUGGCCAGCAUGCUGGAAGACCUACGAGACGUGCGACGAGCAGUGGGUUCAUGCCGUCGACUACCUCGAAAUUAUUGGUAUCAUCUUUGGCCAAAUCAUCGUGGGUAUCGAGGGCGACUGGAUCGGCCGCAGGUUCGGAAUGGUGCAGGAUGCCCUUGUCAUGACGUUGGGCUCCAUAAUGCUCACCGCCAUGUGGGGCACCACCCUCAAUGGUUGGGUCAUCUGCUAUGCUUGGUCACUCUUCAUCUACGGUUUCGGCGUCGGCGGCGAGUACCCUAUGACGUCGACGAGAGCUAUGGAGGGUAUGGGCCGCGGUCAGGCAGCCACCACGGGCGACCGCAUGCACCGCGGUCGUAACACCGCCCUAGCCUUCCUCAUGCAAGGCUGGGGUCAGCUCUUCAACCAGGGUGUCCUCAUUGUCGCCCUUCUCGUCUUCCACGGCUCCCUCGAGCCCACGUUUAGCAAGACGAGCACCCAGUGGACUUUCCGCGUUCAAUUCGGCAUCAUCGCCCUUCCCACCAUCUACCUGGCCUACCUGCGUUACUACAAGCUGACAUACACGGACCAAGCGCUCCGCGAUGCCAAGAAGCGAAACAACACCUCGGGCUACGACGUCGCUAGCUUGAAGCUCGCCAUUUCCUGGUAUUGGCACCGCAUGAUCGGCACUGCCCUUGUCUGGUUCAUCAACGACGUUCUCUUCUACGGUUCCAAGAUCUUCUCUGGCGUCUUCAUCGAGAUCAUCACGGGCACCAGCGGCAACAUCAAGGUCACCUGGCUCUACAACCUCCUCAACGUCGGCAUCUCGCUCGUCGGCUACUAUCUCGGUGCUCUCCUCAUUGACCACAAACAGUAUGGGCGCAAGUGGAUGCAAGCCAACGGUCUCCUCGCCAUUUUCGUCAUCUUCCUCAUCUGUGCCGUCCUCUACAACAAGCUGGCCGAGCCGGGCGCCGGCUCUCGGUGGUUCAUGGCCUUGUACUUCCUCUCGUCGUUCUUCACCCAGUUCGGCCCCAACACGACCUCAUUCCUCCUUGCCGCAGAGGUGUACCCCGCCACGGUCCGAUCGACGGCCCACGGUGUGAGCGCAGCGACGGGCAAGAUGGGUGCCCUGCUCGCUGCCGUCGUUUACAACUACAUCGGGUCGCGCACCAAGUUCAUCUUCGUGGUACCUUUUGGAUUCGCAGGCUGGCUCCUCACCCUCAUCUUUGUCCCCGACACCACUGGUCUGGACCUCCGAGAGCAGGAGCGCUACUUUGAGUACGUCCUCAAGGGCCGCACGAACGAGUAUCACGGCAUUGCCGUGCAUCCCCGUCACCUCUCGCUGUUUGAGCGUGUGAUCCUGAAGAGGCAUCUCAACUAUGACCCCGAGAAGGACCGGGCGGCCAAGAUUGAGGAGCUGCGCGCCGUCUACGAGUCCGUCAGGGCCGCCGACAAGGAGGGCGGGCUCGGGGAUAUGGACGAUGACCAACGCGUCUUUCUCGAAAACGAGCUCGAUGGCUUCUUUGCCAAUGAGCGCAAACUUACCGGCAACACAGUCGUACAAGCUCCAGGGGGACACCACUCCAAGCUUGCCGAGCUCGAGACCAAGCUCUCAUAGCAGGCUGUGCCCAUCACCGUUUCUUCUCUUGUUUUCUCUUCCCCUUCUUGUCCAUCGCUGAUUACCUUACGACAUUCUCACCUGCAUUGCACCUGUAUAUACGGCAUCAUCAGUUCCUGUCCUCAUCAGUCGACACUUGAUCCGACAAUUAAUGUUGAGACAGGGC